AGAUGAAACAGGAAUUCCAGAGGGGAACAGAAUCGACUGCUACACCGGCAGUGUCUGUAUUUCAGGUUUUUUUUUUGUCUGAUUUGUUUUUUUUUUGUCAUUUGGCAGGUGUGCAACCAAUCACGUGUUGUGUUUAUGUAGAUAACAACAUCAUGUGAUCUGAAACAACCCUCUUAUGAUGACUGUGAUAGAAUAAGGGACAGUAGCAGCACAAUGUAUCAGUGGAGUGUUGUCCCCCUUUGUUUACUCUUGAUUGGCAGCUCUGUUGGUCAAUAUGAGCCUACGUGGGAAUCAGUUGACUCGAGACCUCUACCGGAAUGGUUCGAUCAAGCCAAAUUCGGCAUAUUCAUUCACUGGGGAGUGUUUUCAGUUCCCAGCUAUGGCAGUGAAUGGUUCUGGUGGUACUGGCAGGGCCGGAAAUUCCCGUCUUAUGUGAAUUUUAUGGAGCAGAAUUACCCACCCGACUUUUCCUACGAAAACUUUGCUUCUCAGUUUCGGGCUGAAUUCUUUGAUCCUAAAGAGUGGGUUGACAUUUUUGCCUCGUCUGGAGCCAAAUAUAUUGUCCUCACAACCAAACAUCAUGAAGGGUUUACACUAUGGGGCUCGAAAUACUCGUGGAUGUGGAACGCAGUGGAUGUCGGGCCGAAGCGGGAUCUGGUGGAUGAGAUCGCCACCGCUCUGCGGGCACACAGUGAUUUGCGUCUGGGUCUCUACCACUCUUUAUUUGAGUGGUUUAACCCUCUGUUCAAAGCUGAUGCUGACAAGUCCUUCAAAACCAAUGUGUUUCCUACGACAAAGACCCUGCCAGAACUAUAUGAGAUUGUCAACCAGUACAAACCUGAGUUGCUGUGGUCUGAUGGUGACGGAGAUGCGCCCGACUCUUACUGGAACAGCACAGGGUUCCUCGCCUGGCUUUAUAACGAGAGCCCUGUGCGUGACACUGUUGUGACCAAUGACCGCUGGGGAUACGGCACUAUAUGUAAUCAUGGCGGAUAUUACACCUGCACAGAUCGCUACAACCCCGGACACCUGCUGAAACACAAGUGGGAGAGCUGCAUGUCCAUGGACAAGAAGUCAUGGGGGUAUAGGAGAGAGGCUAAAUUCAGUGACUACCUAACCAUUGAGCAGCUGAUAGCAUCUCUUGUUGAGACCGUGUCCUGCGGGGGGAAUUUGCUGUUGAACGUGGGCCCCACACACGACGGCCGCAUCAUGCCCAUCUUUGAGGAGCGUCUGCGACAGAUGGGCCAGUGGCUCAAGGUCAACGGAGAGGCCAUUUACAACAGCAGCGCAUGGAGAGUUCAGAACGACACUGUCACUCCUGGAGUCUGGUAUACGGCGAAUCAGAAGAAUGCAAUCUAUGCUAUUUUCCUUUCAUGGCCUGAUAAUGGCUAUAUUGUUCUAAGCGACCCAGUUGUAUCAUCGUCUAAGACGCAGGUGGUGCUGCUUGGAUAUCAGUCCCUCUCGUGGGAGUCCAUGAAACCCACUGGUCUAAAGGUUCAUCUGCCCCAGCUGGCCCCCGGUCAGAUGCCCUGCUCCUGGGCUUGGACCCUGCGACUGACUGGUGCGAUGUAGCCAGAGGAUGGCGCCACAGUUACCUGUCGCCUUUAGGAAUAAUAAAGCACAUGGCUGUC
Molecule: messenger RNA, 1631 nt
Organism: Cyprinus carpio (common carp)
Lineage: Eukaryota; Metazoa; Chordata; Actinopteri; Cypriniformes; Cyprinidae
Gene: fuca2
Product: alpha-L-fucosidase 2
Biological process (GO): fucose metabolic process; glycoside catabolic process
Cellular component (GO): lysosome
Molecular function (GO): alpha-L-fucosidase activity
Source: RefSeq, a predicted model, not a curated record